Pyrgilauda ruficollis (rufous-necked snowfinch) is the source of this 7679-nucleotide messenger RNA. It is a transcript of the gene LDLRAD4, whose product is annotated as low density lipoprotein receptor class A domain containing 4. Bases 549 to 1481 code for a protein of 310 amino acids. Gene Ontology annotation, molecular function: R-SMAD binding. The record is from RefSeq and is a predicted model, not a curated record. Gene Ontology annotation, cellular component: Golgi membrane; early endosome membrane. Lineage: Eukaryota; Metazoa; Chordata; Aves; Passeriformes; Passeridae. The transcript has 6 exons. Gene Ontology annotation, biological process: negative regulation of transforming growth factor beta receptor signaling pathway.
UCACACUCAAUAUUCACAACUAGAAGGAAAAGCAAGACUCUCCUGACUCUGCGGACUUCAAGGAUAUCAUUAUGUUGUAUUGGAUGAGUUUAAACUAGACAAGACUUCUUUCUUAAACACUUCGAGAAAGUGAGCGUGCCUGAGGGGAGAGGAACACAAGAGAGGAGAGACAAUUGAACAUCACCAUUGGCUGAGACCUGAAAAAAUGGUGCUGGAUGAACAGAGGAUUAGAACUUAAUUGUAAAAGGGAAGGGAAGUCUUGACAGGAGAUUUGCUUCAUUUUCACAUUCAUCAUGGCACAAAUUCUCUGGCUGGCUGGCUGAUGGGACUGUCCAACACUUCUGCUUAGGUUCAGUGCAGAUCCCUUCUGCUUAUACAUCGAAAGACCUGGGAACAGGUGGGAACUGGAUGGUGCCAGAUACAGGAAUGGAAAGAGAAAUGGACUCUGACAAGCUAAGAUGGAAGUGACUUGACAGCAACAAGCUCAGCAGUUGUCUCCAGUAAGGACAGGUUGAGACGGGAAUCUCAAGCUUCUCUGGAAGAGCAGUAUGCAGGAAGCUGGUUUUCAGGCCACAAAUGCUUUCACAGAGUGCAAAUUCACCUGCGCCAGUGGUAAAUGCUUGUAUCUUGGUUCACUGAUUUGUAACCAACAGAAUGACUGUGGGGAUAACAGUGAUGAAGAGAACUGCCUGCUUGUAACAGAGCAUCCACCUCCAGGCAUCUUUAGCUCUGAACUGGAGUUUGUUCAGAUCAUCAUUAUAAUCGUGGUUAUAACUGUUAUGGUGGUAGUGAUCAUCUGCUUGUUGAACCAUUACAAACUCUCAACACGCUCCUUUAUCAACCGACAGAGCCAAAGCAGAAGACAGGAGGAAACUCUGCAGACGGAGGGGUGCUUGUGGCCUUCAGAAAGCUCGGUUUCGCGCCAGGGUGCUUCAGAGAUCAUGUACGCCCCAAGGUCCAGGGACAGGUUUACCACCCCAUCUUUUAUGCAGCGGGACCGUUUCAGUCGCUUCCAGCCCACUUACCCUUACAUGCAGCAUGAGAUUGACCUUCCUCCGACCAUCUCCCUCUCGGACGGCGAGGAGCCGCCGCCGUACCAGGGCCCGUGCACCCUGCAGCUCCGGGACCCCGAGCAGCAGAUGGAGCUCAACCGGGAAUCCGUCAGGGCGCCGCCCAACCGAACCAUUUUUGAUAGCGACUUGAUAGACAUCUCUAUGUACAAUGGGGGUCCCUGCCCACCCAGCAGCAACUCGGGCAUAAGUGCAACCAACUAUAGCAGUAAUGGAAGGAUGGAAGGACCACCCCCGACGUACAGCGAGGUCAUGGGGCAUUACCCAGGCUCCUCUUUUUUCCAUCACCAGCACAGCAACAUGCCUCCUUCCUCGCAGAGGGGGAGCAGACUUCAGUUUCAGCAGAACAAUUCAGAGAGCACAAUAGUCCCCAGCAAAGGCCAGGACCGGAAGCCAGGAAACCUGGUCUAAGUUACCUGAGCAGGUGCGUUUGGACUGAAGACAGGAGACCCAAGCAGGGUGGUGGAGGAAGACCCCCGUGCACGGUGUUGUUACGUUUCACGUGGUACAACUGAGUAAAACCAAACGUGCAAACCAGUUCUUUGUUUCUGAUUCCUUUCAGGGGAAUUGCAUGCAAAGCAGAUUGAAAGAAAUACAAACUUCCAUUCAGUUUGUCUAUGAGCAGUGUUUCAGGGGAAAGGGGGGGAUAUAUUAUUUUUUUUUAAUAAACUAUUUCAAUUAUUUAAUUCUAAAAGUUAACUUAGCACAGAAAUGAGGCUUGUACAGCCUGUUUUAUACUCACUGAAUGGCAGAAGGAAGAAGGUGGUUUUGCUAGAUAAAUGGGGGAAGAAUUGGCCAGUUUGCUUUUUUUUUUCUCCCAGGGUGUGAAUUUUUUUUUAAUAUGAAACAAAAUUCCUGUUCUGUGUGCCAAGGUAUAAAGUUGAGAACUUAGAUGAAUGCAAGGAAUUAAUUUGUGUUGUGAUAAAUGUGUUUUAAAAAGUUGCACUAUCUUACUGUUUUAAAAAAAAUAUAUAUGAGGGAACUGUUUUAUGUGAAGUUCUUCUAUAUGUUGUUGUUUCACCUGUGGAAUAAUGAUAGAGCCCUAGAAGUAAUCUGGAGGAGUUUGUCCCCUCCCCCCGGGUUUGCUAAAAGAUGGGGACAGGACUUAGCCUAACAUCUCUUGACUUCUACAAUUCAAAAAAUACAGGGACACUUGACUUUGCAAUAAUUUGCAUUCAAAUAACAGUGUAUCAAUGAAGUGUCUUGGAGACUUUUGGAUGGAAGAAGGCAAAUGUGAAAUCCCAGCAUUUUCCAUCACUUAAGGUUUAGCUGUUUUGCAGUGUAGACUAUUUCUUUCAUAAAUGGCAAAACUACAAUUCCCAGAUGCGUUGAUUUGUAUUGAUUCUAAGUGCUGCCAUUCUUUUCCUUUCCAUAAUGCAGUGUCACCAGUACUUACUGCUCUAGAGAUUUUUGUCCUCACUGUAGCCUGAAAUGUAUUUAGUCACAUAUCAUGACAUUAUGCAAUAAAUCGUUUGAAAAUGCAGGGUGGGGUUUUUUCCCCUGCUCUGCUGUUCAAGUACGUGAGGCUGUUGUGGUUUUCGCUUUCCAUUUCAUCCUUUCAGGUGCUGAAGUUCAGUCCUGGAGGUCCAUCCUGUUGAAGUGAAGGGGGCCCUUGUGGCUAAACCCCCCCAUGGUGUUUUUGCAGCAGUACCAAGAGCGCUCGUGGCAGCGGUGCCAGGUCCUGCCGCAUCCCUGGCAGGGUCAUGGGAGCACCAGGAAUUCUCCCUGCAAACCAUUUUGCUCUGGGCCCUGUUGCAGAAACCCUUCUGGGUGCAUGAUGUCUGCGUGACGCCAGCAGGACUGUGCUCAUGGGUAAAGGUGACUCAUGUGUUCACCAAGUGUCUGUAAGCCCUGAUUUUUGCUAUACUGGCCUGGAGAGUAGUUGGGAAGUGUUACCUGCCUGUGUCGUGGCAUGUGGGCUGUUUCUCCACUGGCUGUUCCCUUGUGGAAGCACGCGCGGUGCCAGAACUCAGUUGACAGAAGGUGAUAGUGGCAUCACAAGCACAUGAAAAAGCACAAAUUGCACUUAAAAUGCAUUUUGGAAAUGGACUUAAAAGUAAGAAUCUUUAGAGUCUUAGCUUGAAUAGUUUCUAAUAUAUAGGUGUAUGAGGGUGUCAUAGACCUUUUCACUUUAAGAUCUUUCACUUUUUUCUGUUUUCCUGAGCCUUGUGCUUGGUUGCGGGCAGCAGCUGCUGAGUGCCCCAAGGGCACCGAUGCCCUGGUCCCAGGGCUGGAGGCUGGAUUUCUGCAGGGCUUCUGUACACGAGGGACUCUGAUAACUGAAGUGCAUCUUUGAUCUAUGCAGAGUUUUAAUGCCAAAACAGUGUGUGUGAGUGUGUGUGUGUGUGUCUGUGUGCGUGUGUCUUUUGGGCCUCAGUGUAGAUUUGUUUUCUUCAUAAGUUAAUUUGAUUUUAUUCUAGUUUAGAAAACAUUUGUAUAACUGUUAGUCUGAAUACACAGCCCCAUUUGUCUCUGUGAUUGUUGUUUUGGUCUGAGUCAUGCUGGUAAUGCAGAGUAAAGCUGCCUUUUAUUGUAUGUAUUAAUUGAAGGGAGAGAUAGAGAUUGUAUGGUGGGGUUCACUUACAUUUUUUCCUCUCAGACUCGCAGGACAGGUGUUUAGAAGAUGACUAGGUGGCUUUCAGUCAGCUGGGGCUCUCAUCACUGUCUGAUUCCUGGGAAUAAAAGCUGUGAAAUUAGAUUUUUGCAAAGAACCUACGAGCCUAAUUCUUAGUUAAAAACAACAAACAAAUAAACAAAACUGAACCAGAGGACAAAGCCAGCAAAUGUUGGUUUUGGUCUUCAGUGACUUCUGUCACUUGAGGAGUGAGCCUUUAAGCCAGAGAAUGUGUGUGCCUACACAGAUACUGUGCUGUUGCCUAAAUGAGGAUUGUUUAGCCGAGAAGCCUUCAGGUGAGAGCAGCUGGAACUCAGUUGUCAUGGCAGAGCACACCUGGACUGGGCCCUGGGCUUGGGCGGGUUGAAGACCAACUUUCCCCAUGUACAGAUCUCAGCAAAGUGAGCCUUGAAGUUGCCUUCAAAGUCGCCUCUUGGGAACUUUCUUUAAAAACAGCCCUUUGCCAUCUUUUACCCUCUCUGCAUGCCAGUGGAUUUAUGCACUUCCCAUUAACAUUGUCCAGUAUGCUGUCUCUUAAUUUUUCUUGGCUGAGAAAAAUUUUCUGCCUGGAAAAUGUAGCCUUUUCCAGUUCUUUAGAAAAGAUUUAUUUAAAAAUAACUUGGUAUUUGCUCACCUAAUAGUUGCAUCUCCUCUUGCAUCUUUGUCUUCUCAUCCUAGAAUCAUAGACCAAGCUGAGCUGGAAGGGACCUAUCAGGAACAUUGAAUCCAACUGCUGGCCCUGCACAGAACUGUCCCCAAGAGUCACACCAUGUCCUGAGAGCACUGUCCAAAUGCUUCUUGAACUCUGUCAGGCUUGGUGCUUGGGGGAGUCUGUUCCAGUGCCCAGCCACCUUCUGGGGAAAGAAUAGUUUCCUAAUACCCAACCUAAACUGCCCCUGGGACAGCUUCCAGCCAUUUCCUUGGAUCCUGUCACUGAUCAACAGGGUGAGGAGAUCAGUGCCUGCCCCUUGUCUUUUCCCCAUGAGGAAGUUGUAACUACGCUGAGGUCUCCCCUCAGUCUCCUCUGGGCUGGACAAAGAAAGUAACCUCAGCCACUCCUCAUGUGGCUUCCCCUUGGGACCCUUCUUCAUCCUCAUGGCCCUUCUUUGGACACUCUCUAAUGGCUUUAAUGUCAUGCUCUGCUUUCCCAAAUGUAAUGUGCUGACUCUCAGCUUCGGGAGUGUAGUGAUUAGUUUAUUUGCUAUAGGUGAGCUUCCAGUCUGCUUUGGGGCCUCUUUUAGCAGUAAAUGGGCUAUUUUCUGAUGGAUAUUAGUGCUCUCCAGUGGAAAGGCAGUCAACAGUGUAACAUUGAAACGCUUUGUUUUUCUAUUUUUCUUCCAUUGACUUGGUAGAGAAUCUGCUCUUGAUAACAGAACAGAAUGGUAAAAGAAAUACCUGAAUUAAAUAGCACUAUCAAUCUUUAAAGGCUUAGUGAGUGAGCUCUGAAUUGGUGAGCUCUGAAGAUAGGUAAUUCUAUGAAGCAUUUAUGGAAGACCAGCUUUGAAAAUACCCAGAAUUGAUAGACUGCAUUCCAGAGCCACUCAAUGAAACUUUGUAUAAAUUAUAAAAGAUUUCUGCAAACACUGUAGCGUUAAUUGUCUAGAUUUUGUCUCCAUACUGAUCUUCUGGCUUAUGUGUCUCAUGCAUAAAACCCAUGUAAUAUGUGUGUGGUGUUUUCUAUGUGAUGGAUCAUAUUUGCCUGAAUUCUGGUUGCAUCUUCUGACUUUGCCCAGUAACUCGUGUUCCCAAAAUUCAGUAUAGUGAUGUUCCUACUUUAGAAAUUUUCCAGUUAAAAGAUUUUUUUUCUUUUAAAUGCACCUUUAUGAAAUAAAGUUUUGUGACCUCUGUCCUACUGCAAAGACUAAUUUUUCCCUUACAUGUCUUGGCAUGGCUCUUUUCUUGAUGAUGAAUAUGCCCCAUCUUUGAUGUUUUUGUAUGAUCUUUCAGGGCUAGAAAUGCAUGGGGUUUAGCAAAGGAAAAAAAUGGUUUCUCUCCCAGUUUACCAAUGGAGCACUUGGCACUUAGCUCUAAUUCUGUACCUAUGUCUGGAACAAUUGUGGUUGGGCUCCUCGCAGUGCUGGACAGGCAGACUGAGUGAGAUGCUGCUUAAAAGGUGUGAGUGAGGGACAGGAAGAGGGGUGCCCAGCCAACAGCGCAGUGUUCAGAUCCCUUUCCUGGCAUGUGUGGCACGUGCACAAUUCACAGGAAUUUGCGUAAUAGGAUGUUUUCAUCAGGGAGGAUCUAAUAAUGCUUUUCCUGGUCUUGUCACUGAUGAACUCUGCAUGUAGGCCAGUCUUGGGCUGAUGGGACUUUAUUACAGCAUGAAUUUCCCCUGGGAGUAUGAAAACUCAAGCAUACACCCCCUGUACAAGUUCCUGAUGGCUAGUGAGGAAGAUGAUUGUGUUCCUGCAUUCAUGGAAUCUGCAGGAGCCAUGAGUUAAGCUGUGCUUCAUUUGGCCUUUUAUUACUGCUUGCCCGUUUCUUACACCAGUUUCUCCCAGCUGGAAGCUGCUUCUGUUAUGCCAAAUCCCAGAAUGUUUUUGUUGCAGAUACAUUUUUAUUAAAAAAUGUCAUUGAGAGUUCUUGUUUUUUUUCUGUGAAUGAGGUGCAGGGAAGGGUAAGGAGCAGAAUUGCAUUGUUUAUUAAGGAAUGCACUUUGCAAUGGAGAAGCAGUCCUUGUCCUGCUGAAGAGCCCUGUGUGGAGGCUGUCUGGAAGGAACAGUGCUGUCUGAGGCAGUCGUUUCUAACCCUGCCAGGUAGUGAGAUAUCAGGCCUUAGAACUGACACUCUAAUCUGUAAGGAAUGUUUGAAUGCUUUAGAGAAGAUUGAUCGCUAACCUUUCUCUGACUCUAUCCCUGAACGCUCACGGUAGCUAAGGUAACCUGAUUUUGUAGGUUAGGAAAAACAAAAUAGUAAGUUGGUAAAAAAUAGACAUAUGUCAAUAUUUUUCUUUGCCUUUUUUUUCCCCCUCUCCCCAAGGAUAAACAAUAGGCUUGCUGGCACAUUUGAAAGUAUUUAGGAUUAUUCACAGGUUCUCUCUGGUCAUUACAGUUAAGUCAUGUCCAUGCACAUACAGACCUGUGUGCAGACUUGUCCCCUUGAUUCUGUCUGUAUUAGUUUCUAUUCCGUGAUCACCUUCCAGAAGUGCUAAAUGGCUCUGUGUUGUGCUCUCAGUAACAAUGGCAGGUCAUUUGUCAAACAGCAGGAAGCCUGAGGAAUAUUUGGUUUUCAGUCUUGUAAAUGUCAUGACCUAUGUUUUUUAUCUGUAGGGAGCUUUCUUGCUGCACCUAUUCUUGCCUGUGACCUGGUGUGCUCGUGCACCUUCCAUCCAACAGCUCUCUCUCCUUCUGGGUGAGCUUUGAGAAAUCCCUGUGCUUUGGGAUAACCCUAAUGCAGAACCUUGUGUAUUGAUGUACAGGAAGGAAGUAAUACUAGUGUACCCUAAAUCUCAUAAGCAUGUUUUUUCAGACCUAGCUGAUGAUGAGAACCAAGUGAUCCUUCUGUGCAGUGGGUUCAGAUGAAGUCUGGCUUUUGGUUACAUCCUUGCUUUUUAGAUAAAGCUGUUGCACAUAAUUUAAUUACACGUCUGCUCUUUCUCUGCACUGUGUUGCCCGCUUGCCAACCAAUACAAUUACAGCUUUUCUCCUACACUAGCCCCAAAUGUGUCAAUCAUUUCAGUCCCGGGAAAGAGGCAGUCUUGCUUAGUUGUCUGAGACCUGUUGAGGCCUUCUAGAAGGUGGAAUAGUCCCUUGUGAGGAUGUGUUGAACUUCAAGAGGUUUCCCAUCCAAAAACUGGUCUGUAUGUUUCAUUAGGAAAUUCAAGUUUAAGGUUUUGAGAGUAUGCUGACUGAAAAUGUUGGCAGGAUUUUUCUUUUGUAGUUAAUAUAUUGUUUGCUAGCCUAGCCUCACUAAUCAGAGAUGUAAAUUAUCUUUUGAGCCACCUCUGAUUGCAUUUUUGGGCUGGCAAAAAGCCUCGUUGGGCACACUUGCACCAG